Messenger RNA from Paramisgurnus dabryanus, 1069 nucleotides. RefSeq names its product apolipoprotein A-IV b, tandem duplicate 2 (gene apoa4b.2). Gene Ontology annotation, biological process: cholesterol efflux; cholesterol metabolic process; lipoprotein metabolic process. The record is from RefSeq and is a predicted model, not a curated record. Lineage: Eukaryota; Metazoa; Chordata; Actinopteri; Cypriniformes; Cobitidae. Gene Ontology annotation, cellular component: extracellular region; extracellular vesicle; high-density lipoprotein particle. Gene Ontology annotation, molecular function: phospholipid binding; cholesterol transfer activity; phosphatidylcholine-sterol O-acyltransferase activator activity.
ACUUUGGGUUUCCCGAACAGCAAUCACCUCACUAUGCUGUAUAAAUACAGAUAUGUGACAGUUACAUCUUCACUUUAUCUUCAGUUGGGACAGCGUGGAGACUAAAACCAUGAAGGUUCUCGUGGUGCUCGCCCUUGCUGUAUUUACAGGUUGCCAAGCCAACCUAUUUUAUGCUGAUGAGCCCAAGCCACAGCUGGAGCAGCUGACUGAUGCAUUCUGGAGUUAUGUUGCUAAAGCAACGCACACCGCUGAGGAGACCGUCCAGAUGAUCAGGAAUACCCAACUGGGGCAAGAAGUCAAUGCUCGACUGACACAGAGUGCUGAUAUGGCCAGUGAAUAUGCAGUCACCCUCAAGAAACAUGUGGAUCCUCUGACUGAAGAGCUGAUGAACAAAAUCACCAAGGAGGCUGAAGUUUUGCGAGAGCGUCUGGGUCAGGACCUGUUGUCAGUGAGAGACAAACUGGAGCCCUAUGCUGACAACAUCAAGAGCCAAAUUCAGCAGAGAGUUGAGGACCUCAGGACCGCCAUGGCUCCAUAUGCAGAUUCCCUGGAUUCUGAGACCCUGAAGGCCACUCUGCUCCAGAAAAGUGAGGAGCUGAGGGGGAGCGUGGAGGAGAGCGUGAAGGAGCUGAAGGCUCAGCUGGAGCCCUACACUGCUGAUAUCAAGGAGAAAGUGGACCAACAUCUGCAGGAGUUUCAGAAGACCGUGAGCCCAAUUGCUGAGGAUCUCCAAGCCCAGAUUGCUGAGAGAGCAAAGAUGGUUCAGCAGAGUCUGACACCCUAUGCUGAAGACCUGAAGGAAAAGCUGGACCCCUAUGCUCAGGAUCUGAAGGCCCAGCUCACCUCCCUCUACGAGUCUUUCAUCAUGAGAAAUUAAAUAUUGCCUGCAUAGCACAGCUAUGUUGUUUCAAAGACUUUUGCCAUUUGCUGCUAAUGUAAUUGGAUUUUUGAUUCAUUUGAAUGUUGACAUAUAUAACUUAACUAUCUGUAGUUGUAUACUGCUUAACAACUACACCUGUUCAGAAGCACCCGAUGGAAGUAUUUAUUAACAGCAAUGAAACAAAAAAUA